Messenger RNA from Ceutorhynchus assimilis (cabbage seed weevil), 4861 nucleotides. The record is from the annotation of a GenBank genome assembly. NCBI's taxonomy places the organism in Eukaryota, Metazoa, Arthropoda, Insecta, Coleoptera, Curculionidae.
UGCAGGCUGUGUACACAUUUAUUUUUAAUUUUUAAAUGAUUUGUUUAUUUUGAAAGUAUUAAGUAAAAUAGCUUUAAAUUGUGAUGUUAAAAACGUGUGCCCCUGCGAGACAUGUCGAUCCGACCAGUGUCACCUUUUCAGUAUUCACUGAAAAAGAUAUUCGAGACUUUAGUGUUCUUCAAAUUGUUACCCCCUUAACUUUGGACUCGCUCGGGCAUCCUGUUUUGGGGGGAUUGUAUGAUCAUCGAUUAGGACCAUGUGGAGAUCGUACCCUUCCCUGUGGCACUUGCAACAAAAACUCCACAUUUUGCCCAGGCCAUUUCGGAUUUAUUGACCUACCGGUGCCAUGUGAAAACCCUCUAUUUCAUAAAGUCAUUGGUACUCUCUUACGUUCCUGUUGCCUGUCGUGCUACAAAUUGCAAUUAACAGAAGAAAGCAGAAACAAAAUUCAAGCUCUGACUGAACAAGAAGAUGGCGAACUUGUGCAAAUGGCUGUUGUUAAAUUAAUCACAGAGGAAAUCAAAUCAGGAAAAUUGUGUAUUUUCUGCAAAGAGUCUGUAGAUAAAAUAACGGUUUUGGCUAAUAGAAUUUUAAUUAUUACCCGAAAACAAGACAAACAUGAGGAUUUAAGAGGUCCUAUGAACAAAUUGGCGGUUUUAGAAUCCAAAUAUGUGAAUCCUUCCGAAUCUAGAAAUUAUUUGAGGGAAAUUUGGAAAAAUGAAGAAGAUUUAAUUAGGAUAACUGUGCCUGUAUUAAAUAAUAUUGACUCCCUAUAUCCUACUGAUGCAUUUUAUUAUGAUGUCAUUCCUGUUCCUCCCUCAAACGUCAGACCAGUUAACUACCUUAACGGAAGAGUGUUAGAAAACCCUCAAACCACAGUAUACAAAAACAUCCUGACAAACGCAUUGGUUAUGAAUCAUUUAAUUAAGGUAGUGCAAAAGAAAGGGGAUUUAAAUGUUUUGGCAUCCAAGGAAGCCAAAGAAUUUUAUGAAGCGGCAAAGGGUAAGGAUCCUCUGGAGAAAUUAAAUAAUUGCUGGGAGGAUUUACAAGGAGAUGUGAAUGGGUUGCUGUCAAAAGAUUCGGGAAGAAGUAGAGAGGGCAUAGGACUUAAGCAGAUUAUUGAGAAAAAACAAGGUAUAAUCAGGCAACAUAUGAUGGGAAAAAGAGUAAACUUCGCAGCUAGAUCCGUCAUAACCCCAGAUCCCAAUUUGGACGUUGGCGAGCUUGGAAUCCCCGAAGUUUUCGCUAAAAAACUAACUUACCCUGUACCAGUAACUCCUUGGAAUGUCGAGCAGUUGAGGGAACUGAUCAAAAACGGCCCAGAUGUUCAUCCCGGUGCAGUGCUUGUGGAAAUGGAAGAUGGUUUUGUCAAAAGAAUUAAUGCUAAAGAUAAAGUACAGCAGGAGAGUUUGCUAAAGAUUCUCUUAACACCUCAUAACCAACGAAGAAAAGGGUUUCAAGGAGUCAAAAUCGUUCAUAGACAUCUACAAAACGGGGACAUCCUUUUGCUCAACAGGCAACCCACUUUACAUAAACCCUCUAUUAUGGCUCAUAGGGCCAGGAUUUUAAAGGGCGAGAAAACCUUGAGGUUACAUUAUGCCAAUUGCAAGGCCUACAAUGCAGAUUUUGAUGGUGACGAAAUGAACGCACAUUUUCCUCAAGACGAAGUGGCUAGAAGCGAAGGAUAUAACAUUGCUGAAGUGGCUCAGCAAUAUUUGGUACCCAAGGAUGGAACCCCUCUCAGCGGCCUUAUACAAGAUCACAUGAUUGCUGGUGUACACUUGUCAAUAAGAGGAAGAUUUUUUGGCAGGACUGACUAUCACCAGCUAGUCUUCCAAGCCCUUUCUCACAAAACCGACGAAAUAAUAUUGUUACCUCCUGCCAUUUUAAAACCUGCCCCAUUUUGGUCUGGUAAACAAGUUUUAUCAACAGUUAUCAUAAAUGUUAUCCCCAAAGGACAUGCACCUAUUAAUUUGACAUCCACAUCGAAAAUUUCAGCUAAGGCUUGGCAGAAGGAAAAAGAGAGAAAUUGGAAAGCUGGAGGAACACCUUUAAGAAAUUCCAAUGAUAUGAGUGAAGCAGAAGUUAUAAUAAGAGGAGGAGAAUUGCUAAACGGGAUCUUAGACAAAACCCAUUAUGGAGCCACACCAUUUGGUUUGGUGCAUUGUAUUUACGAGCUGUAUGGUGGCAGCUAUGCCAUAAGGCUUUUGAGUUCUCUAGCUAAAAUAUUUACAAGAUUCCUGCAACAAGAGGGAUUCACUUUGGGCGUGCACGAUAUCCUUACCCUUCAACCGGCAGAUAAAGAACGCAAAAAAAUUAUCAGUGAGUCAAGAAAAAUUGGUAAAGAAGCUAUAGCAAAUGCCUUAGAAGUGGAAAACUCCAUGAGCAUAGAAGAAAUGGCUGAAAAGAUUGAGGAACGUUGUGCCGUAGAUGCAAAAUUUAGACAAAUAAUCGAUAGAUCAUACAAGACUUCCUUGGAUUCGUUUACGAACGCAAUUAAUAAAUGCUGUCUUCCUGCCGGAUUAAUUUGUAAAUUUCCUGAAAAUAAUUUGCAAUUGAUGGUACAGUCUGGCGCGAAAGGAUCGACGGUAAAUACUAUGCAAAUUUCUUGUUUGCUCGGGCAAAUCGAGUUGGAAGGCAAGAGACCACCUGUUAUGAUUUCAGGUAAAUCAUUGCCAAGUUUCCCAGCCUUUGAAUUCACUCCGAGAGCCGGAGGCUUCAUAGAUGGUCGUUUCAUGACCGGAAUUCAACCUCAAGAAUUUUUCUUCCAUUGCAUGGCUGGUAGAGAAGGACUUAUUGAUACUGCUGUAAAAACUAGUAGAAGUGGAUAUUUACAGAGGUGCCUUAUAAAACAUUUGGAAGGUUUACAUGUUGGUUAUGAUUUAACGGUUCGAAACAGCGAUCAAAGUGUAGUGCAAUUUUUAUAUGGAGAGGAUGGUAUGGACAUAUUUAAAAGUCAAUUUUUCGACGAGAAGCAGUUGCAAUUUUUACAAGACAACUCCAAAUGUAUCAUUCAGAAAGAUAUUUUGAAAAAACUAGAAGAAGAUGAAGAUCAAAAGUUGAUUGCUGAGUACAAAUUGAAGGUGCAAACUUGGAUAGAGAAAAAUGGACAUCCCUUGCAAAAAGAAAAAAUUUCUUCCUUUGCACAUUUUUCUGAACAACUAAAUAAACAAUUUGGAAAGGUGGUUAAAAGGAAAAAAACUGAAAAAAUGUGGCUGGAAGCAUCGGAUGAAUUAAAACAAACUAUUAAAAGCCAAUUAACAUGCCCCGAUCCCCUGAACUCGGUUUUUCAAGCAGAUCACCACUAUGGAGUUCUUAAUGAACGCCUAGAGUCAAUGAUGAAUAAAUUUGUUGAAGGCAAGAAGAAAAAAGCUAAAAAACAGUUUGAAAAAAUGUUUCAGUUGAAGGGGAUGCAAAGUAUGUGUGCCCCUGGCGAACCAGUUGGAUUAUUAGCUGCACAAUCUGUUGGUGAACCUUCAACUCAGAUGACCCUGAACACCUUCCAUUUCGCUGGUAGAGGAGAAAUGAACGUCACCCUUGGUAUUCCUCGUUUAAGAGAAAUCUUGAUGAUGGCAUCUAAAAAUAUCAAAACCCCUUGCAUGGAAAUACCUUUUAAACCCAUUCCUAAUUUAGAACAAAGAUCUAUGGAGCUUAGAAAGCGACUCACUAGGGUCGUAGUGGGAGAUAUUUUGGAGAAAAUCGAUGUUUCAGUAUCGUUGGAAUUACGCCCAACAAGGCAUCACUCUUAUACAUUGAAGUUCCAAUUUCUACCAGAGAAGUGCUACAAUGAGGACUAUUUGACCUCUACAAAAUUAAUCUUAAAGCACAUGAAAAAGAUAUUCUUCAAAGAGAUGUUUAUUGCCAUAGCGAAAGUAUCCAAGGUUAAAUCAAAUUUAGUAUCUAUGCAAGAAGCUCCAAAAGAUACCUUUGGUCAAGGUGAUGAUAGUGACGAUGAAGAGGAUGCUGGAAGUAAAGCAAAAUCUAAAAAUAAGAGGCCUAGAGUAGAAGCAGAUAGUUCUGAUGAUGAGGUUGAAGAUCAGGAAGAUGCCAAGCUAACCAAUAAACAUCAGGAGCAGCAGGAAGAUCAAGAACCAGAGGAUGAGGAAGAGAAAAAAGAUGCUCAAAGCGAUGACGAAAUGGAAGAUCCUGACAAGCCCCAAACCUCCGAGGACACAGACAAGUCUGUAGUGGAGAACUACUCGUUCGCUAAUUCGUACAAAGAUGACAAAAAGCAUCAUUGGUGUGAGUUGAUGUUUAGUUUGCCCAUGAACUAUAAAAAACUUGACUUGACUGCCAUUUUGAGAGACGUGGCCAGCAAAAGCGUCAUUUGGGAAACACCGAAUAUUAAAAGAGCGAUUACGUAUAUGAAAGAUCAAGAGCUUAUGAUGAGAACUGAUGGGAUUAAUGUGGGAGAGAUGUGCAAGUAUCAUGAUUUGCUGGAUUUGAAUAGGCUAUAUUGCAAUGAUAUCCAUAAAAUGGCGCUGACAUAUGGGAUUGAAGCAGCUUCAAAAAUUAUUGUAAAAGAAGUUAAAGACGUCUUCAACGUCUACGGUAUCAAAGUAGACCCGCGACAUCUAUCACUUAUAGCUGAUUAUAUGACAUUCAAUGGUUCCUUUGAGCCUUUGAGCAGAAAAGGAAUGGAAACUAGUUCGUCACCUUUGCAACAAAUGUCUUUCGAAUCAUCUUCACAGUUUUUGAAAACAGCUAUUAUCAAAGGUAAGAGCGAUGAUUUGCAAAAUCCUUCCAGUAGCUUGAUGUUGGGAAAACCGUGUAAUACUGGCACUGGGUCAUUUACUCUACUACAAAAAAUACCAGACUUAUGUUUUUGAUUUUAAGUUAAUAAAAUUAAAUUGAAGUUUUA